UUAGACAUAACCGGAAGUAAAUACAAGUACAGCACAAAUAGAGGAAGCUAACUGGCCGAUGAUAAUCGGUUUUCGUCGUUUAAAAACAGUCUACAUUCCGUCAUCAAACAUCUGUGUUAAACCAUUUCUUAGUAGGAUCGCACCAAAACUUCGUCAAGAUGGGAGGCGGCGAUCUCAAUUUGAAGAAGAGCUGGCACCCCCAGACUAUGAAAAACAUAGAAAGGGUCUGGAAAGCCGAGCAGAAACACGAGGCGGAGGUGAAGAAGAUCGAGGAGCUCCAGAAGGAGCUGAAGGACGAGCGAGCCAGAGAAGAAAUCACCAAGUUUGCUCAAGAGACCGGAGCUCUCAAGAAAAAGGAUGACCGCUUGGACUGGAUGUACCAGGGGCCAGCCGGCCAGGUGUCCAGAGAUGAGUAUCUGAUGGGACGUCCCAUCGACAAGCAGAUCACAGAGCAGUUCGAGGAGCCCGAGAGCGGCCCGUCCACCCAGACCGGCCUGUUGCCCGGCUCCAUCUUCAACCCCACCACCCCCGCCUCCACCCUCGACCUGCAGGCCAAGAUCAGGGAAGACCCGCUCUUUGAAAUCAGGAAACGAGAAGAGGAGAAGAAGAGGGAAGUCUUGACUAAUCCAGUGAAAAUGAAGAAAAUUAAAGCAAUGCUGCGAGAGAAUCUGGAAAUGGAGAAGAAGAAGAAAAAGAAGAAGGAUAAGAAGGAAAGGAGAGCAGACAAGGAAAGGAAGAAGGAGAAGAAACACAAACGAAGGACCACGAGUUCGAGCUCUGAGGAGGAGGAAGUCCACAGAAAACAUGGAUCACAUUCCAAAAAAGAGAAAUCCCGACACACUGACAGGCCCAACUCCCAGAAUAUUCCCGGCUAUGGACUUCUAUUACCAGCCAGUGGACCUCACCAGCCCCCGGCUCCCUCUUCCCAACCGGGCCGUCGGGAGAGAAGCAGGUCCCGGUCUCCCAAACGGAACGGCACGGAAAACCACUCCUCCCACCACCACUCUGACAGCAAGGUCUACCGCAGACCUGCUAGCCCGCAGAAGGAGCGGUACCAGAGACAGAAGAGCCAUCGGUCCAAGCAACUCUCGGCUGAGGAGCUAGAGAACAAAAGGCUGGAGAUGAUGGGCUUUGCUAAGCAGAGGGAUGAAGAGAGGAUGGACAAUGUGAAGAGAUACAAGAAGCAAGAGGAGCAGGAGAAGGAACAGGAACAAAGUGUCAAGCAUGUCCGCCAUGCUGGAUUCAUUCACAACAUGAAGCUGGAGAGCGCAGCCACCUCCUCACUGGAGGACCGAGUGAAGAGGAACAUCCACUCCAUUCAGCGCACCAAAGUGUCUCUGGAGAAGAACUUCAUGAGGAGAUGAUGAACACACAGAAAAUAUGACCGUCAUUCAUUAGCGGUAGAACGGUCUUUGGGAGAGGGCAUUGCUGACUGCGUUAGAACAGUGUUAGGAUGGGGAGCACUCCUGUGAUUGCAGUCUUGGGUUUCACCCGAGCAGUGUGUAGCUCCAGGGCCACCAAUGGUUAUUUUCAAGUGCUAGAAGGCUGUUUCUUCUGUCACCUGUGACCUCAAUUUUGUACAGUAUAUUGUUCGACAGUGUAUAUAUUGUUUUGGUUUUAGGAUUUGGAUCAUGCAGAUUUUGUCAUGCAUAUUUUGUCAAUCUGUUUCUGAAUCGAUGUACUCCUAAGAGUGAUUUUAUUAAACAGAUUAACUUUGUGUAAA
Molecule: messenger RNA, 1723 nt
Organism: Gadus morhua (Atlantic cod)
Lineage: Eukaryota; Metazoa; Chordata; Actinopteri; Gadiformes; Gadidae
Gene: cwc25
Product: CWC25 spliceosome associated protein homolog
Exons: 9
Coding region: 159-1364 (401 amino acids)
Biological process (GO): mRNA splicing, via spliceosome
Cellular component (GO): U2-type spliceosomal complex
Source: RefSeq, a predicted model, not a curated record